Molecule: messenger RNA, 1283 nt
Organism: Anopheles funestus (African malaria mosquito)
Lineage: Eukaryota; Metazoa; Arthropoda; Insecta; Diptera; Culicidae
Gene: Daao2
Product: D-amino-acid oxidase
Exons: 4
Coding region: 115-1158 (347 amino acids)
Molecular function (GO): FAD binding; D-amino-acid oxidase activity
Source: RefSeq, a predicted model, not a curated record
GGUUACCGGCACGAUCAGUACAGUGUGAACGAUCGGAUCGGCCGGAGGUAGUUAGUGUAUGUAACCAAAAAAAAAAAAGUUCGAAUUCGAUUCGGCAGAAGUGUAUUUUGCAACAUGAAACAGAUUGUAGUAAUCGGUGCCGGUGUAAGUGGUCUGAGUGUUGCAGUGCAGUUGGCUGAACAUUAUUACAAUGUGGCUAAUGUUACUUUAAUUUCGGAAAGCGUUAGCCCUAACACGACUGGUGACGGGUCGGCCGGUUUAUGGGGUCCAUAUUACUGUGGGAAAACACCCGAUCAUAAGAUAGUUAAAUGGUCUGCCGAAACACACUUGUUCUUCCAUCAGCUGUGGAAGAAUGGGUUGGGUGGAAAGAUCGGUGUUUGUCUGCAACCGUGCAUGAGGCUAACGACAGAUCCUAAUGGAUAUCCGGAACCGGCCUGGAAGGAUAUAGUGUUCGGUUGUCAGAAGAUCAACGAAUCGGAACUGCAGCGACUCAGUAACGAGCAUGGCCGUAUGUACACCGGUGGAUAUCACUUUGCCACGUUCACCUGCGAACCGGCCGGGUUGUUGCCGUACCUGUUUAAUCGGUUUAUCGCUGUUGGUGGAAAGUUUGUCGCAUCGAAAGUGUGCAACUUUGAUGAAAUAAUUCUAAACCGACCGGUGGAUCUGAUCGUCAACUGUAGUGGUUUGGGUGCGUUGGAGUUGGCUAGUGACAAGGCGGUACAUCCCAUCCGAGGUCAGGUAGCGCGGGUUAGUGCACCGUGGAUUUAUGAAGUGAUUCUCGAUGACAGUGAUGAUGGAAAUUAUAUAAUUCCCAACUGUGAGACAGUCAUAUUGGGCGGUACGCAUCAGAUGAAUGACUUCAAUCGUAACGUUGCACGUGACGAUAGUCGAUUUAUUUUCGAUGGAUGUGAGCGUAUGCUGCCAAGCCUUCGUAGCGCGACUGUCACAAACGAGUGGGUUGGUCUGCGACCCGGCCGUGACAGCGUGCGUCUCGAGAUGGAACACUAUCGAUCAGAUGAUAAACGAAACUCUGUUCCAAUCAUCCAUAACUACGGACACGGUGGAUGUGGAGUGACGCUGUGCUGGGGCUGUGCUAAGGAAGUGGUCGAAAUCAGUAAUACUCUCGGUUGGAGUAAACCCACCUCAUCUAAAUUGUAGUGUGUAACUUAACACCAAAGUUGUAUGUAUUUACUGUUGAAAGGAACUACUUGAAAAAUUAGGUGUACAUUAGUUAUCUAUUUACAAAUAAAAUCCAUUUUGAAUGUAGAUUUCAUUAAUCAGAA